This is a messenger RNA of Girardinichthys multiradiatus, 1485 nucleotides long. It is a transcript of the gene ccdc169, whose product is annotated as coiled-coil domain containing 169. NCBI's taxonomy places the organism in Eukaryota, Metazoa, Chordata, Actinopteri, Cyprinodontiformes, Goodeidae. Bases 407 to 1018 code for a protein of 203 amino acids. The record is from RefSeq and is a predicted model, not a curated record. The transcript is spliced from 7 exons.
GAAGGUAUGCGCUCUAUGAGCGAUUUUCUAGUUACUAAUACUUUUAAGGAUAAUAUUUUUGAUUUGAUUAUAUGUUAAAAUGACCUGCCAGAAUCGGUCAACGUUCAAGCCCCCUAGCCUGCUCCAUGCGCAUUUCGAGACUCGCUGAGUGGGGUUUUAAAGCGAAGGAGCAGUGAGUUCAACCACCAAAGUACGGAUUUAUGCAGGCCUAAUAGUAAUAAUAGUAAUAAUAGAGUUUUUUUUUUUUUUCAAAAACAACGACACAGUUUGCUAAAGUGUCAAUUUUUUUUAAAUCAAUUUCAAACCUUCCUGGUGAAAAACGCCUGUUUUAUUACGGUGUACCAUCCGGAAAUGGUGGUUUCCAGGGAAACCAUGAGCUACAAACUUGCCUGCAGUAAAUUGAAAAAUGGCCGGAGGGAACGACUACAGUAAAUACGAUUUUGCGCAGCUGCAAGCUGAACUCGAAGAAGAACAAGAGAUAAAAGAAAUGCUUAUAGAAUCUGUGUGUGACCUGCGAUGUACUGUGGCUGAACUCAAGGAAAGAUUACGCGGUGUUGACGGGGAAGAUCGGUUGGCUUUUAUCCGAUCAUAUGAAGAUAUGGAAGUUGAAAUGCUUAAACAACAUCUAAAGUUCCUGACUGAGGAGAAAUCCGAUCUUCAGAGUCAGCUCAGGAACUGCCACCUUCAAAUCGAGCAGGAGGGAAAGGCAUUCCAUAAAACCAACAAUGAAAGGCGGGCGUACCUUACAGAAAUAGCUACGCUGUCUUCCAUCCGUGACCCACAAAGAACACAGUGCUCCAGUCAGCGACACGGGGCACCAGAGAGCCUACAGAUCAGAGGAAAAGACAUCCGUAUGAAGCCACCAGCUGGUUCUAACAAAGGCACAGAGGAGGGAUUAAGAGAACGUGUGAAUGGGGGAAGAGGAGGAGAAGGAGGUGGUGAUUCAACAACAAAGAGGGGAAUGAAGAAGAAAUCCAGGUUAUCCACCCUGAAGCAGCGGCCAAAACACAAUCCUUAACCAAAAUCUUCUCCUGUGGAUAUUUGCAGGGUUCUUUCAUUGAGGGUUAUUAUCCUUGUACAUUUCUGUCAGCUUCCUUUUUGUGUUGGCACUUAUUCAUUUCCUCUAAAGCUGAUUAUGUAAUAAAUGAAACACUGCAGUUUUAUGCAAAUUUGCUCAUAUAGCAUUAUUGGCCGUCAGUAAUUGGGCCUUUCUUGCACACAUAAGCAGACUUUUCACACCCCUACCAAGUCAUUUACAAAAGGCCUUCAUUGUGACAUUAGAAUGAGCUUAUUCAGCUAUUUUUAGCUUGAUCAACUCAGAAUUGGUUGUGAUCUAGUUAUUCGCCAACAUUUUUUAAAAACUAUUUUAUGGUCCUAGUGGCCACUAAUCAUUGGUAGCCUGACAGUAGGAAGGGCUGAGAAAGAUGGAAAAAUCAUGCACCCAGUGGUCCAGGGCUAGGAAUUAAACCUGGGACAGCCACAUUA